Molecule: messenger RNA, 5070 nt
Organism: Heterocephalus glaber (naked mole-rat)
Lineage: Eukaryota; Metazoa; Chordata; Mammalia; Rodentia; Bathyergidae
Gene: Ppfibp1
Product: PPFIB scaffold protein 1
Biological process (GO): neuromuscular junction development
Cellular component (GO): presynaptic active zone
Molecular function (GO): protein binding
Source: RefSeq, a predicted model, not a curated record
GGGCCGGGCGUACGGGCUGUAGCUGGGUGCGUACGGGCUGUAGCUGGGUCCGCCCGGAUUCCGGUCUCCGGGGCCGCUGGUUGUGGACCUCGGAAAAGCCUUCGUGCCGUUCGCGCUGCGUCGGGGCUGUGGCUGGACGCUCGGGGAGCCCGGCGUCGGGAGCGGACCGGCGGCGUGCUACCCAGUAUAGAAGAUCGCAUAUGAAUCAGUUUAAGAACAUGCAAGCUUUGAAGAGCUGAAAAAACCCCAGCAAUAAACCUGUGUUUUCAAACUAUCUAGGUUGAAAUUUGCCUCUGACAAACAAAAUGAUGAAUGAUGCAAGUGACAUGUUGGCUGCGGCAUUGGAACAGAUGGAUGGUAUUAUAGCAGGUUCUAAGGCCUUGGAAUAUUCCAAUGGGAUUUUUGAUUGUCAGUCUCCCACCUCUCCCUUCAUGGGCAGCUUGCGAGCUCUGCACCUUGUGGAAGACCUGCGUGGAUUAUUAGAGAUGAUGGAAACAGAUGAGAAGGAAGGCUUGAGAUGCCAGAUCCCAGAUUCAACAGCAGAGACACUUAUUGAAUGGCUUCAGAGUCAAAUGACAAAUGGACACCUACUUGGGAACGGAGAUAUGUAUCAAGAAAGGCUAGCACGCUUAGAAAAUGAUAAAGAGUCCCUUGUUCUUCAGGUAAGCGUGUUAACAGACCAGGUGGAGGCUCAAGGAGAAAAGAUUCGAGAUUUGGAAUACUGUCUUGAAGAGCACAGAGAGAAGUUGAAUGCCACAGAAGAAAUGCUGCAGCAGGAGCUUCUGAGUAGGACAUCCUUAGAAACCCAAAAGUUGGAUCUGAUGGCUGAAAUAUCUAACUUGAAGUUAAAAUUGACAGCUGUAGAGAAGGACAGACUGGAUUAUGAAGACAGGUUCAGAAACACAGAAGGACUAAUACAGGAGAUCAAUGAUUUGAGAUUAAAAGUUGAUGAAAUGGACAGUGAAAGACUUCAGUAUGAAAAAAAGCUUAAAUCAGCCAAAGAUGAACUGGCAUCUUUAAAAGAGCAACUAGAAGAGAAAGAAGCUGAAGUAAAAAAGCUACAAGAGAAAUUGGUUUGCAAGAUGAAAGGAGAAGGGAUUGAAAUUCUUGAUAAAGAUGAAAAUUUUAAAAAGAAGCUCAAAGAAAAAAAUAUUGAAGUACAAAAAAUGAAAAAGGCUGUGGAAUCUUUGAUGGCAGCAAAUGAAGAAAAGGACCAGAAAAUAGAAGAUCUCCGACAGUGCCUGAACAAGUACAAGAAAAUGCAAGACACAGUGGUACUCCCUCAAGGUAAAAAAGGCAGAGAUGGUGAAUAUGAAGACCUGUUCAAUUCCAGUCCCAUCUCCACUUUGUUGGAUACACAGGGCUUUAGUGAUCUGGAAAAAAGUCCAUCCACUUCUCCAGUAACGGCAUCUCCCAGCCAUGACCCAUUCAACACAAGUAUUCCAGAAGAGCUCCACACCAGCAUCUUGCAAGUUUCAAUCCCUUCAUUAUUGCCAGAAUCCAUAGGCAUGGAAACUGCUGAAAAAUCAAAAUUGCCUCCUAAGCCGGAGACUUCAUUUGAAGAGAAUGAUGGAAAAAUAACCCUUGGUGCUGCUGUUGAAACCCAGCUGGGUGACAGUAUUUUAACUUCAAGUCUACAAAAAUCCAGCAGCCUGGGAAAUCUGAAGAAAGAGACAUCAGAUGGGGAUAAAGCUCCAGGAGAAAAUAGCAUGUUUGGGAGUCUCCCUCCCAAAGCUGCAGGCCAUGAGGCCUCUGUGGAUGACAACACUUUUGGCACUCGAAAAGUCAGAUCUUCUUUUGGUCGGGGCUUUUUUAAAAUCAAAAGUAACAAGAGGACAGCAAGUGAACCAAACUUGGAUCGUAAACGAAGUGCCAGUGCACCCACCCUAGCUGAAACAGAAAAGGAGACAGCAGAGCACCUGGAUCUGGCUGCUGCAUCUUCUCAGCCCAGAGAUUCACAGGGGAACAGUACCUUCCAGAUGUCUCCACUUUCUCCAGAUUCCAAAAAGAAAUCCAGAGGUAUCAGGAGACUCUUUGGAAAACUUAGGAGAAGUCAAUCGACCACAUUCAACCCAGAAGACAUGUCUGAACCUGAAUUCAAAAGAGGAGGGACAAGGGCAACUGCAGGUCCUCGGUUGGGUUGGUCUCGUGAUCUGGGACAGACUAACAGUGACUUGGAUAUGCCUUUUGCCAAAUGGACCAAGGAGCAAGUUUGUACUUGGCUGGUGGAACAGGGGUUGGGGUCCUACCUGAAUUCUGGCAAACACUGGAUUGCAUCUGGUCAAACCCUUUUGCAGGCUUCUCAACAAGAUUUAGAGAAGGAACUUGGAAUCAAGCAUUCACUUCAUAGAAAGAAACUCCAGCUGGCAUUGCAAGCCCUAGGAUCUGAAGAAGAAACCAAUCACGGAAAGCUGGAUUUCAACUGGGUCACUAGAUGGUUGGAUGAUAUUGGCCUUCCCCAGUAUAAGACCCAGUUUGAUGAAGGACGAGUGGAUGGUCGAAUGCUCCAUUACAUGACUGUUGAUGACUUACUGUCUGUGAAGGUUGUGAGUGUGCUGCACCAUCUCAGUAUCAAAAGGGCCAUCCAAGUUCUGAGGAUCAAUAACUUUGAACCAAAUUGCCUACGGAGGCGGCCGUCAGAUGAGAGUAACAUUACCCCAUCUGAAGUUCAGCAGUGGACAAAUCAUCGUGUGAUGGAGUGGCUGCGCUCAGUGGACUUGGCUGAAUAUGCCCCCAACCUCAGAGGCAGUGGGGUCCAUGGUGGACUCAUGGUGCUAGAACCUCGUUUUAAUGUAGAAACAAUGGCUCAGUUAUUAAACAUUCCACCAAAUAAAACGCUGUUGAGAAGACACUUGGCCACUCAUUUCAACCUUCUGAUUGGUGCUGAGGCCCAACAUCAGAAGCGAGAUGCCAUGGAGUUACCAGAUUAUGUACUUUUAACAGCUACUGCCAAAGUGAAGCCAAAGAAACUUAGCUUCAGCAAUUUUGGGAAUCUGAGAAAGAAGAAACAGGAAGAUGGAGAAGAAUAUGUUUGUCCGAUGGAAUUGGGACAGGCAUCAGGAAGUGUCUCAAAGAAAGGAUUUAAGCCUGGUUUGGACAUGCACCUGUAUGAUGAAGAUGAUUUCGAUCGGUUAGACCAGAUGGAAGAUUCAGAAGGGACAGUGAGACAGAUAGGUGCAUUUUCUGAAGGCAUCAACAAUCUAACACACAUGUUAAAAGAAGAUGAUAUGUUUAAAGAUUUUGCUGCCUGUUCCCCCAGUGCCAGUAUUACAGAUGAAGAUUCAAACAUUUAACUGUGGAAACUAGAUAAGCACUUGGAACCCUUAGUCUUUUUUCCACUUUAUUUUUCAAAUACAAUGUAUACAGCGGGCAAGGGAUUGUAUAUUGUUUAUCAUCUUAACUUCUGUUCUACAGAAGUGGAAAUGGAAAGUGGGAAAUGCUCCUAUUUAGAAGUUGCCACAAGGCUGGGGAUUUAGCUCAGUGGUGCCGCUGCCUGCUUUGCAAGUGCAAGGUCCUGAGUUUGAUCCCCAGUACCAAAAAAAAAAAAAGAGGAAAUUGCCACAAAAAUGAGACACUGGUAAAGAGUAUGAUUGUUUUUCCUCUAUUUAAUGUAAAAAUCUAUGAUAUAUUUAAAGUGUUACAUUUAAAAAUGAGUGUUUUACCAGUGUUUCCAUCCACAUCCCCAGUAUAGAGGGUUUGGGGAGCAGUAACCAGUGAGGGAAUGACUUUGUCACAUCUGCAUUCACCUCAGCCAUCUAUGCAGGACAUGCUGUGCUUUCAAGACCAAUAUGUAGGACUUUGUUAUGCACUCAAUGUGCCCACUAAAUGCCAGUCACACCUCCACUUGCCUCUUAUUUUAUAUUUUUCUAAAUAUAUAUAUAUAUAUAUACACACACACACAGUACGUAGAAAAUAAAAUUUUUAUGACAUAAGGAAGAUGAUGAAAAGGUCACAUCAAAAACAAAAUACCUCCCAAAUAUCUAAAUUUCCAUAUACCAGCCUAAAGAAACCAAAAUGAUACUUCUUUCUCCAUAGAUGAUUUUUAACAAUGUUGGUCAUUGAAACUAAGUUAAUAUACAUGAAAUACACCUUCCUUGAUUUUACCACAAAAUUCUUGAACAGUUUAAAUAUUUCAGUCUUAAUUUUGGAUCCAUUUACCUUAUAAGGAAGAAUUUGAGAGGCAUGAAUACAUUGUUAACUUGAAUGCAUUCAGAAGUAUUCAUACACCCUAAAAUUUUGCAAAAAAAUUUUCUACAGAAACAAAAAGCAAAACAAAAACCUUUACAGUAUUGUUUCUUAGUUUCCUCUUUGCCAAAUACAUCAUGAUAUCAUAAUACUAACAUUGCACUACACCUGCUAAUUGUAUGUUUUUCCAAGCUGUCAGUGGGGCAGAAUUCAAAAAUUCUGAGGCUGCAAAAUUAGUUCUGUAAUGACUUUUUUAGACAAAAUGUUACACAACACCAAAAUACUCUUUAUAAAGAACAUAGAAAACUGCAGCAAAAACUGUUUCCGUGUUUAUCUUGUUGUUGGUUUAGGAAAAGCCUGUUUUUCAUUCAGUGCUACGUAAUUGUUCAUGAUAGCCAACUGUGUAGAGUGGGUGUUUAUGAGUUGGAGCAGAGGUGGAGCAGAAGUGGGCAGUUCAGUUCGUCCCAGUGGACUUGGUUAUAAACUGUAUUGGAAUAUCAGUGCUAUUUUUCAUUUUCAGCAAGUUACCAAGCUAUUCAUCAAUGAUCUUAUAACUAAAUUAUUAUGUAUUUGUCACUAAAAUAAUUUGACACUAACAAUGGUUUUCUUUGAACUCUACCAUUCAUUAUUUGGUAACUGUAUUAGAUUCAUCCUGUAUUUGGGUUUUAUUUUAAUACAAAUUUAUGUCAUCAUUUGAAAAACUCAAAUUUGUUAGUAGAACCUGGUUCAAAAUACCAUAAGACUGUUACAGAUAGCAAAUAUUCUUCAUUCAGGACAAUAUAACAUAACUGAUGGUAUGGUUAAAUAGUUUGAUGAUAUAUUUUAUUUAUAAAAUAUAUGCUGCUGGUAAUGCCAUAUGAGAAGAAAUAAAGUCAAUUGAUAAUU